AUGGAGGUAGGUGCAGUGGUGUGUUUGCCAAGGUUGUCCCGGGUGGCUGUGUGUGGCGGUACCCAUGGCAACGAGCUGUCUGGGGUGUAUUUAGUGAGAGAGCUGCUGAAAGUGAAGAAGAAAGUAAUGGUGGAGGAGGAGGAAGAGUCUGUGUCAGUGGUGAUAGUACUGUCAAAUCCACGGGCCACGCAACAGUGCCACAGAUACAUUGACACCGACCUGAACCGCUGCUUCACCCAUGCCACCCUCAAUGGUCCCCUAUCAGACACCACCCCCUACGAGAUUGUCAGGUCCCGAGAGCUCAACACCUUGCUGGGUCCGAAAGGCAGUUCGCAGGCGGUGGAUCUUGUUUGCGACCUCCAUAACACCACUGCCAACAUGGGUAUGUGCUUCAUUACAUACUCAGACUGCGACUGGAUCUGCCUGCACAUAUUCAGACACCUGCAGAUGGAGAUACCAGAUAUACCAAUGAGAUUCAUCCAUUUUGAUGUCUCCAAUAAAGAAUCAUAUUCCCUUGAUUCAGUGGGAAAGCAUGGCUUUGCCAUGGAGAUCGGCCCUCAGCCCCAUGGUGUAGUGAGAUCAAACAUCUAUACAGCAAUGAAAGGUGGUGUGCAGCACAUGCUUGAUUGGGUUCGUUUAUUUAACUCAGGUAAAAUGUUUAAAGGAGGAUUUGUGGAUGUAUUCACCAUGGUUAAACACAUUGACUACCCAAGAGACAGUGUGACUCACAACAUCACAGCAGUCAUUCAUCCUCAUCUCCAGGACCGAGAUUUCUGCCUGCUCCACCCUGAAGACCCACUGUUCCAGACAUUCUCAGGGGAAACACUGAGGUAUAAAGGCAAUGAACCUCUUUAUCCUUUCUUCAUCAAUGAAUGUGCUUACUAUGAGAAGGGCAUUGCUCUCUCCCUGGCAAGAAAGAAGCGAGUGAUGAUUCCUCCAAUCCAAGUGGAGACAAGCUAAUGAAAAUGAAUAUGCAUCAUAGGAAGAGAAGUAAAGAUGUUUCUGACAUGAAACUGGCGUGACUCUGAAAUACAUUUUUAAGAAAGCUUUUAUUGAAUUGAAAGCAUGUGUACGCUUGCAUACACUUGCACACAAGUUUACAGUUAGUAACAUUUUCAACUCACAACUGGAGAAAGAACAACAUUUUCACUGUAGAUUCACAAAUGCCAUAGAAUAUGCUACAAUGUAUUUAGGGAUUUCUUAUAUUUAAAGGCUGAAUGUGUGAAAUACAGUCUUAUUUAUCAUGAGACCACAAAUAGUGCAUUAUUUCACAGACAUUCAUUAAUUUCAUGAAACCUUCGGAACAGUGUUUCUCUAUAUUUAUGUGGACAUAUAGCAUGGUUUCAACGGUAAUAAUGCUGUUUUCUUCCAAAUAUAUUUAAAUAGUUGGAUAUUAACAUUGUCAAAAAAUAGAACUUUACCACCAAUCACUACAACAAUAUUGAGCAUAUGUUUAAACUUAUUUAAAGUGCAAAGCUAUACUUGGGGAUUAUUAUAAUAUGGCCUUUCAAGUACAUUCCUAAUGGCAAAGAGGGGGAAACUAUUUCCUUAAAUCAUAAGUUCAAAUUAAUUCAUGUGUUUGUUGUUUCCAUAAGGGUGGUAACAAAGAAAUUAAUAAAUGAACCAAGGUACGAAUAUAAAUCAAAUAAAUAAUAAUAAACACUAAAUAAUAGGCAAAAUUCACAGAAAGGAUUAAGUGUAUGAGGUUAACAAAACUGUUGAAUUAGCACUACUAUGUUGAGUAAAUGACUUUUUAACAGACUUCAAAGAUCUACAAAACCAAAACAUUAAAAAAUAUGCAUUAAAAAUGAUAAAAACAAAACAAUACACUGGGUAAACAAAUUAGAAACACAAACGCAGUCUGCCUCAAUAACUGCCAUAAAUAAAUAAAUAUCACUUGCGUUAAAAA
Messenger RNA from Stegastes partitus (bicolor damselfish), 1909 nucleotides. RefSeq names its product N-acyl-aromatic-L-amino acid amidohydrolase (carboxylate-forming) B-like. The record is from RefSeq and is a predicted model, not a curated record. The transcript has 6 exons. Bases 1 to 960 code for a protein of 319 amino acids. Gene Ontology annotation, cellular component: cytosol. Gene Ontology annotation, molecular function: aminoacylase activity; hydrolase activity, acting on ester bonds. NCBI's taxonomy places the organism in Eukaryota, Metazoa, Chordata, Actinopteri, Pomacentridae.